Haemonchus placei is the source of this 336-nucleotide messenger RNA. The record is from the annotation of a GenBank genome assembly. NCBI's taxonomy places the organism in Eukaryota, Metazoa, Nematoda, Chromadorea, Rhabditida, Trichostrongylidae.
AUGGACGCCUUAUAUGAGAAACUCGACAGUCGAGAAGGAGAGAAGUUCGUCUUCCGCCUGGCGAAAGCGAGUCACCGCGCCACUCAGGACAUCGGGGUGGUGAAGUCCGUCAGGAACAGCGAGGGUGCAAUCCUGAAGAAGCCUAGCGAGGUCCAGCGAAGAUGCGUGGAGGAGGAGCACUAUCGUUCCAAUCUCAAGCAGAAGGGGGACGGAGUGUUCCAACCACCGGGAUAUCAGGUCGAAUGCUCUUACAAUGAAGCUGUACGAGCGGCUGGUCGACUCAUGUUUGAGAGAAUUGGUCCCAAUCUCACAGGAGCAGUUCGGCUUCAUGCCUGA